This is a messenger RNA of Micropterus salmoides (largemouth bass), 5373 nucleotides long. RefSeq lists its product as uncharacterized. Lineage: Eukaryota; Metazoa; Chordata; Actinopteri; Centrarchiformes; Centrarchidae. Gene Ontology annotation, cellular component: actomyosin contractile ring. The coding region runs from base 159 to 4157 and encodes 1332 amino acids. The transcript has 25 exons. Gene Ontology annotation, biological process: septin ring organization; mitotic cytokinesis; actomyosin contractile ring assembly. The record is from RefSeq and is a predicted model, not a curated record.
UAGCUCCCACAACGUCAGAAGACCCGCUGAAAUUCAAAGUUGAAGGAGGAGACUGAAAGCAUAAAACAACAAGAGGGUUGUUUCUUGUUUGCUGUCAGUUGGUGUUGACCUGUUUCAUACAUACUGUAACGUUAGUUUCAAACAGACUUCUUUUCAGUAUGGAAGCUGGCGAGGAAAAUACUGGCAAAGUCAACUUGAAAAGACAGAGAGCACCUCUGUCAGAUUCUGAAGACAAUGUCCUCUCACAAUCAGAGGUGAAUGAUGGGCAGAAGCGUCGGCGUCUGGAGGCAGCCGGUGAGGAGAACCGUAGUCCUAAACCAUCCUCCUCUGGACGACUAGCUGAGCUAGACACAAAGCCAGACACACCGAUGGUUCCCUCAGUCCGGUCACGAGUCCAGCAACUCAGCCAGAGACGAGAGGGUAAUCCUACCUUCGCAGGAGGAGCUCCCCUGGCCCAGCGUUGCCUGUCAGAUCCUGGGGCUGACAGCCCAUCAGCCAUCAUCCAGGAAAAGGGCUUCAGAGCUCAUCUCCUCGGUGAGGGAGAAUUUAAUCAGCGAAUGGAGCGAUUUAAAGUGCCAGUCUUCCAGGCUAGCCUGGGCUCCACGCUGAGCCCUGCCAACCCCUGCCCUGAGAUCCGCUCCAACUUUGUAUCUGGCAUCCAGAAUAAACUCCACAGCAGUACAACUCCCAGCUCCAAACAGGCUUCUCGCAUUCGCCAGGAACGUGAGCAAGAGCUGAACCAGCUGCAUUUCCAACCAAUCAGUGAGAAUGCCUGGCUGAAAAGGAGCAGCUCUGAUCCCUCGUUAAAUCAGCAGGGAAGGACCCCUCCUGGCCCCUCAUCUCCCUCCUCCUGGGUUCCUAGAUCUAGAAGGAGAGUUCAGUGGCCUCCCAUGCAGCCCUGGGAUGCGGAUGGUGAUGCUGAGAUGAAAGAUGGCAGUUUCACUGAAGCUUCUACAUCAAGAGUAAAGAAGCAAUCUUCAGAUGGGACAGGUGAAAAGGCCCUCAGUGACUCUGAAGCUGCUGCAGCAUCUGUAGAGCUUGAUAACUCGAAUGAAGGGCAGCUGGAAAUGGAAUUGAAGGAGCAAAAUACUCAUCAGGCUGAAGAAGCCGGGGAGGAGAAAAAGCACAAGGCUUCGGUUGGAAAUGAGGAAAUGCAGCUAGGGCCCCAACAACCACAGACCCAGUCUGUAUUGAAGUUGUCUUUUAGCGAGGAUCAGAGUUUCUCCAGAUCAUCUUUUGGUGAGGACCAGAAUGUGUCAGAGUUGCCUAUAGGUGAAGAGCAGAGCUUGCUAGAAUCAACGGAGGACUCCUACAUGAAGGAAACAGGUGAGGUUUCCAAAGUAACUGAACAGGGCGGGUCUGAGGAGUUUUCAGUUGAAGAAUUUGAUGACCUUGAUGGUUCUUCAUACAGUGAAGAUGUGAUUGAGCCUUCAACAGAUGAGGAGUCAAGGUCAUGGAGAUAUCCUCAACAUAAGGUGUGCAAGGAGGAAGAGUCUAUAGUUGAAGAACAGGAGGAAUAUGCGUGCGUUAAAGAGGAGAGGGUGGAUUUGGAGUCAACCAGAGUAGGAAAAGAUAAAGGAGGCAGCGUUGCAGAUCACAGUGAACCCUCUGACUCCCAGGAUGGUGAAUGUUAUUUGGAUGAUGUCUCUGCUGAGAUUGCUGACUCCUCUGAAAUGCAGAAAGAUGAGAAACCCAGACUUGAGGAGCAAGAUUUAGAGUCAGAGAGCUGGUUAGAUGACCCUGUGAAGGACCAGUCUACUUUAAAUGAGGGAGCAGUUACAGGAGAUAUUGACAUCUUUACAAUUAAGCAAGACCAGAAAGACAGAGAAGGAUGUACUCAUAAGGAUGAUGUAUGUCAACAGUCAAAGGGGAUCCAGACAGUCAAUAUAAAAGAAGAGAACAUGAAUCUAGAGUCAGACAGAAGAGGCCAAAAAAGCGGAGUGAAACAAACCGAGGCAUCUCGUUUUGCAUGUGUGGCUGAGGCUCUGAUAGAAACACAGACUGGGUAUACACAGUUUGAAAGAAAUAUUGAAGAUGUAGCAAAACCUAAAGCAGAGACUCAGGCCGAAUCACCAGACAUUAAUGGAAGUGAUGGAGCUCAGUGUUUGAUAGAGUCCCAGGUGUCAGAACCCCUUUUGGAGAGAGAGGAAAUGGAGCAAGAUGCAGAAAGGCAGGGUGCUAUAAAUGCAGUGACCGGAAAAACCUACAACACAGAGGGAGGAGAGAGCUCUAAGAAAGUCACCUUUAUCCUGGAGCCUGAGCUAAUCAAUGACUCAACCCUGUCUGAGACCAAUACUUCCAUGGAGUCCAGGGCAGAGACAAGCAUGUCGGAUGCUGAACUAAGCUCUCAUGAUGAGACCAACACUGCUGAAAUAAUCGACCAGAUGUUUGAGGAGGUUCUGGAAUAUGCUGGAAGGAUGGAGGAGGGGAGGGCGGAUGAUGACGACAUUGAGGACUACGACAGUGGGAUUUGCGCUUGUUCUGCAGACAAAGAUAAGAUGGAAACGGAGUUAGAGAAAGAGAAAAGUGAAGAAGAGGCGGAAACCAAAGAAGAAGAGUGUGAUGAGAGCAAGAAGCUUGAAAGCAACGGAGAUGAGCUGCUGACUUUUCCUCCUGACGGCAUCCUCUCUCCCCUCAGCAAGUCUGUAGAGGCCGUGGUCACCCCUCUACGGCUGGCAGCGAGCCAGAUGUCCAAUACUCCAUCUCUGCUCGUGACUCCAGAAGAGACCACUACCCCUCCUGCUCCUCUAUACAGUAUUGAUGCCUACCGCACACAACGACAGAGUAAGCUGCCCACCACUCAGAGUGUCUCUCCUGGGGUUCGGAGACGAGCUCCAGAGAUGUCCCAACCUCAGCCCUCUGUCAACACCAAGGAGAAAAUCAAGGCUCUUAAUGAAGAAGCAGGGAAGCUGCAGACUGUGGUCAACCAGACCCUGCAGGCUCUGAGCUGCUGUACCGAUGAGGAGCACGGACGAGGCUCACUGGAAGAGGCUGAAGCUGAGAAGCUACUGCUGGUCUCCUGCGAGAAACGUUCUGCCCUGUUGGCAGAGGUGGCCAGACUGAGGGAGGAGAAGAACUCCGAGUCAGGAGAGGCAGCAGGGGAGGACAAGGACUGUGUUUCCCAGCAGCCCUGCAGAGGGACUGUCAGCAUCACAAACAUUCAGUUGCCUCUCAAGGUUGAAUUUGUCUGCUCCUCCUACAACCGCACAGGUCGGCCAAGUCACUACUUCUUUGUCCUGAUCCGCUACGGGCCCUGCAACAUUGUGGCCACGCCACUGGCCACGGCUGCUGAUGCUCAAAAUGGAGACACCAUCUCCUUCCCUACUUCUGUCACUCUGAAGGAUAUUCGCUCAUCCUUUGAGAUUGAUGUGGAAGUCUACAGCCUGUCCCACACUUCAGGUAGUAACUGCAGCACGGAUCGGACCACCACCAAGUCACGGGUCACACCAAGAAAGCUUCUGAAUACUAUCACUAGAUCUGGUCACAGUCUGACAUCUGCUGCUCUUCCUGCUCUCAACACUCGUCGCUCCAGUAACUUUUGUCUGGUGGGCUCCCAUAAGAUCACAUUGGCCUCCCUGGGACACAGCAAGUUCCCUCUGGAUAAGAUGAAAUUUGAAGGCAAAAUCAGGAGGCUGCUGGGAGAUGAAUUUCAGGAAAAGGUGCCUUUUCUCUCUCCUCUAGAGGGCAGCAUCUACCUGCAACUGGACAGUGAAAGUCACUCUAAUGUGCAGCACCAAGGCUUCCUGACAAUGUUUGAGUUGAUCAGUGGAUAUGGGGUGUGGCAUCGCCGAUAUUUUGUUCUGGAGGGAUGCAACAUGUACUACUGGAACCACCCCAAUGACAGAGAAACAAAGGACGCAGAGGGCAGCAUUUCUCUGUCCAGCUCUCCCAGUCAGUGUGUCAGGCCUGUGGAGAGGGACUUGUGUGCGCGACCUUUCACCUUUGAGCUAGUGAGCAACACCCCGCAGCAGCAGCAGGAUGACAGCCAGGAUGCCUUUGCCAAGUGUUGGUUUUCAGCUGACACCAAACAGGAAAGGCUGGACUGGAUGGAGAAACUCACCCAAGCUCUUCUGGACCAUCACACAUGGAACCGAACGUCAGGACGUCAGCAGCCCAACACGUCCAGCAGUUGGAACUUGAGGGAGAGCAUACUGUAAAUACAUCACUAAGCCAAAAGACCUGCUCACAUGCGAUCUGUUGCAGUUUCUGCUGCCUUGGAUCUGUGAUAGCACCCUGGAAGCAGCCUUUAAAUGGCAGGUAGAUGAGCUGACAUCAGGCUUUAGAUUCUUUAUCUCAGAGCUGCAGGAGAUGAGCCUGUUCUUUGUAGGCUCCGUUUCACUGUUGAAAUGAAAGUGUCAAAUUACAAACAGUUGGCAAGGCAAAACGUUAUGUAUCUUAUGUUGAUUUAUCUUUGGGAGAUAUCUAUUUGAUUUUCAUACAGUUUGUUUCUUUUAACCUGAAUCCAAUCAUUACUGUUGGUAUUUGCUAAGUUACAGUUGCCAUUUGAAAAGUUUUAGUUUUUCUUUAUCAUCAUUUUGUGGAAAUUAGGUUUUAUUUUGACUUGUUUCUCUGUGGCAAUCAGCUGCUUUAGCCAUUGUUGGUAAUAUUAUUUGGUCACUUUCAAGAGCGACGGUGAACCUUCUCUUGUAGCUUAUAUAUAUAUUUGAAGUAAUUUACACAUAUUUAGAUUAAUAUUGUAUUUUUGUAUCGUUUGAACUGGAAGGAUAAAUAAAAAAACUAAUAAAUAUUGAAGAAGGAAAUUUUACACUCUAGUAAACUAACCUAGGGUGAGAAUGUAUUAGAAGAGGUGUUGGAAUGGGAGCUUUCUUGAUAAUGGGCCCAGUCAAUCAAUUCUAGGUGGAAGUUAGCGCAGGAUUUUUGUUCCACUGAACCAACAUAUAUUUGGUCGUUAAUUCUCUGAAAUGUGACAGAACAACACUUUUGCCUGUGUGCCUUUUUUCCUGAAGGAAUAACCAGUCAAAAUCUGUAUCUAUCCCUCUUGUCAGUACGUGUCACUGGCAUCUUGUUUUUUUUUUACCUUUUUCCCAGUGGCCUGAAGUGGUCAUUCUUAUUCCAUAUUCAAGUACAUGAUUUGUGUUACUCACACACACAAACCCAUAUAUUUACAUGUUUAAACCCAUAUUAUAUGUGUAAUACAGUGGGUGAGAGAUCUAAUGAGGUAAAAGAAGGGGCCGUAAUGAUGCUGCUGCAAUGAAUGUAGUUUGUUCUGUCCUGUCCCUAUGUCCUGUUCUUUUUCAUGUAUUUCCACUUAUCACUCUGUCUCUUUGUUCUAAAUGUUAUUCGUGUGAACUCUCAUUCUAUGCAGUUAAUUGAAGGUACCAAUAAAAUAAAUGGAUUGAAAUUGCUACCAAA